Messenger RNA from Solanum tuberosum (potato), 1226 nucleotides. RefSeq names its product haloacid dehalogenase-like hydrolase domain-containing protein 3. The coding region runs from base 57 to 956 and encodes 299 amino acids. NCBI's taxonomy places the organism in Eukaryota, Viridiplantae, Streptophyta, Magnoliopsida, Solanales, Solanaceae. The record is from RefSeq and is a predicted model, not a curated record. The transcript is spliced from 6 exons.
CUAUAAAUAAAGCAUCAAAAAAACGAAAACAAAUUUUGAAAAAAGAUUGUUCUCUAAUGGCGUUAAGGACGAGGAUAAUCACUAGAGCAUUCAGCAAUUUGACCCAUAAACCAAAGUUGCAGGUUCUCGGAAAUGGGUCUUCUGAUGUGAUUCGGGCUGACCCGACUGGAAGUCCGGUGUCGAAUUUGGGGUCUUCAUUUUCGACGGCGGCCGCUGCUGUGGAAGCGCCGGCGUCGGCGUCGGUUGAGAGUCUAUUUGGGUUAGUGAAAGAGUAUGAAGAUUAUAGAAGGGGUUUGUAUGGUGGGCUUACACAUAAAGCCCUUCUUGUUGAUGCUGUGGGUACUCUUGUUAUUCCUUCUCAACCAAUGGCUCAGAUUUACAAGCAAAUUGGUGAGAAGUACGGGGUGGAGUAUUCUGAAGAUGAGAUAUUGAAACGAUACAGAUGGGCUUAUGGGCAGCCUUGGGGUAGAUCUAGUCUCAGAUAUGUCAACGAUGGACGACCAUUUUGGCAACAUAUAGUUAGUUGUUCGACUGGCUGUUCUGACUCUCAGUACUUUGAGGAGCUGUAUAACUAUUAUACGACUGAAAAGGCUUGGCAUCUUUGUGAUCCCGAAGCCGAAAGGGUAUUCCAGGCCCUCAGAGCAGCGGGAGUAAAGUUGGCUAUAGUGUCGAAUUUUGAUACCCGAUUGAGACCAGUGUUAAGGGCUCUGAACUGUGAUCACUGGUUUGAUGCCGUAGCAGUUUCAGCUGAGGUAGAAGCAGAGAAGCCUAAUCCAACGAUAUUUUUAAAAGCUUGUGAGUUACUAGGAGUUAAUCCAGAUGAUGCUGUUCAUGUAGGCGAUGAUCGUAGAAAUGAUAUUUGGGGUGCUAGAGAUGCAGGUUGUGAUGCCUGGCUGUGGGGAAGCGACGUUGUCUCCUUCAAAGAGGUUGCUCAGAGAAUAGGCGUCGAGGUCUGAAAGGGUAAUAUUAGUAGAUGCUUUCGUUGUGUAAAAAGCCGCUGCUUGUGUAGAAAUCUCCUCAUAAUCCUAUGUAUGUAUAUAUUUUGCUUUUUUGUAAUCAGUAUGAGAGAUAUCAUCAAUGCCUUUGUUAGUGGCAAUGUUUAGUUUGUUUUGAAUAAAGAGGCUGUACAACUUUGGUUUAAUUUCUCAAUGCCAUAAUUUUGUAGCCUCUUUUGUAUAUGUUGGUGUAAGCUGUUGUUCUAUCAAGUUAUGCAUCUUUAAUUUUUA